This is a messenger RNA of Nicotiana attenuata, 1588 nucleotides long. Its product is annotated as uroporphyrinogen decarboxylase 1, chloroplastic. Gene Ontology annotation, molecular function: uroporphyrinogen decarboxylase activity. NCBI's taxonomy places the organism in Eukaryota, Viridiplantae, Streptophyta, Magnoliopsida, Solanales, Solanaceae. The record is from RefSeq and is a predicted model, not a curated record. Gene Ontology annotation, biological process: porphyrin-containing compound biosynthetic process. The coding region runs from base 60 to 1319 and encodes 419 amino acids. The transcript has 6 exons.
GGAAAAAAAAGAAAGAUAAGGAGAGGGGGGAAAACAUCCAUUUCUCGCUCUCUUUAGCCAUGGGUUUCUCUCCAUUAACAACAACAAGUGGUUGUAGUAGUAGUUAUUGCAAUCUUGGAUUAAGCUGGAAAUCAUCUUCAAGCUGGUUUGUGCAAUUAGGGUUUAAUUCAAAUGGGUCAAAUGGGGUUUCGGCUAAACCCACAAAGCUCAAUGCUAGUAAAGUCUUUCGGGCCUGCUCUUGUUCUUCUGAUCCACUUUUGGUGAAGGCUGCAAGAAGAGAACGGGUGAGUCGUCCGCCUGCAUGGAUGAUGCGUCAAGCGGGAAGGUAUAUGGCUGUUUACAGAAAGCUUGCAGAGAAACAUCCAUCCUUCAGAGAGAGAUCAGAGACAACUGAUCUCAUCGUGGAAAUUUCUUUGCAGCCAUGGGAAGCUUUUCGUCCGGAUGGAGUAAUCAUCUUUUCGGACAUACUUACCCCUCUACCUGCAUUUGGUGUCCAAUUUGACAUUGAAGACGUGAGAGGCCCAGUCAUUCAAUCUCCCAUUCGUUCCGAAGAGGGAUUAAAAGCAUUGCACUCCAUUGACUUGGAGAAACUACAAUUUGUAGGAGACUCGCUUAGGAUUUUGCGAAAAGAGGUUGGAGAGCAAGCUGCAGUUUUGGGUUUUGUUGGAGCACCUUGGACAAUUGCUACCUACAUAGUUGAAGGAGGUACCACUCGGAUGUAUACGACAAUUAAGGACAUGUGCCAUACUGCUCCACAUGUAUUGAGAGCUCUUUUAUCUCAUUUGUCAAAAGCAAUUGCUGAGUAUAUUGUUUUCCAAGUGGAGUCUGGAGCUCAUUGCAUCCAGAUAUUUGAUUCAUGGGGUGGACAACUCCCACCUCAUAUGUGGGACUGCUGGUCAAAGCCUUAUAUUGAUGAGAUAGUAGCUACAAUUAAACGAAAGUGCCCACAAACACCACUUGUUCUCUACAUUAAUGGAAAUGGUGGACUUCUUGAGCGGAUGAAAGAAACUGGAGUUGAUGUAAUUGGACUUGACUGGACAGUGGAUAUGGCAGAUGGAAGGAAGCGACUGGGAACUGAUAUCGGCAUACAGGGGAAUGUUGAUCCCGCUAGCUUAUUUUGUCCUCUUCCUGCAUUGACAGAUGAAAUUGAAAGGGUUGUCAAGAGUGCAGGGACCAGGGGUCACAUCCUCAAUCUUGGCCACGGUGUGCUCGUUGGUACGCCAGAAGAAGCUGUUGCGCACUUCUUUGACGUUGCUAAGAGCUUCAAUUUUGACAAGGUCGAGGAUCGUAUAUCCGAGGCAAAUACAGUUGCAGCUUGAAGACAGCAAUUUUGUAGAGCAGACUGUGGAAGCCUUGUUGUACCAAUAACUUGGCAUUUCCAUAUGAUUCUAAGCAAAUAUGCAAAGAGUAGUCUUUUGGUAAUUUUGUAGCUUUUCUAGGAUGCUUGGUUCAGUGCUUCACCUCAGGUUCUUUAAGUUGGGAGGGAAGAGACUAAUGCUUGUGAAUAAACUAGCAUUUGUAUUUAAUCUUAUUCUUGAAUUACUUGAGCAAAUUUGAUGUAUUAAAUAUAUUCCAUCAUUCUCUAUUC